Messenger RNA from Lodderomyces jiufengensis, 1827 nucleotides. RefSeq names its product alpha-1,2-mannosyltransferase (gene ALG11). Gene Ontology annotation, cellular component: endoplasmic reticulum membrane. Gene Ontology annotation, biological process: protein N-linked glycosylation. The transcript has a single exon. Gene Ontology annotation, molecular function: GDP-Man:Man(3)GlcNAc(2)-PP-Dol alpha-1,2-mannosyltransferase activity. NCBI's taxonomy places the organism in Eukaryota, Fungi, Ascomycota, Pichiomycetes, Serinales, Debaryomycetaceae. The record is from RefSeq and is a predicted model, not a curated record. Bases 1 to 1827 code for a protein of 608 amino acids.
AUGAUGUGGGUUCUAUUAGGUAUAAUCACAGUAAUAUAUUUAACAUAUCAAACAUUCAAUAGUAUACUACCUAAUUAUUUUUUAGUACCACCAAGGAAUUGGAAAGAUAAAUUAUUAAAAGUUAUAAAUUAUAAUAAACCAAUAUAUUUAAAAAUAGGUUAUAAAAGAUCAAGUUAUAGAAGAAGAUUACUAUUAGCAAGUGAAAAUCCAUCAUUUUAUACAAAUUAUAUAAAUAAUAAAUUAAAAAUUAAUCCAAAAGAUAUACAAAAUAAGAAUAAAUUUAUGGAAGAAACUAGGAGAAGAGAUGUUGAUGAUCCCAAAAGAAGAAUUUUAUAUGGAUUUUAUCAUCCUUAUGCUAAUAAUGGAGGUGGUGGUGAAAGAGUAUUAUGGGAAGCUGUUAAAUCAACAUUAAAUGCAGAUUCUAAAAAUAUAUGUGCAAUAUAUACAUCAAAUUUAGAUGCAGAACCUUUAGAAAUACUAAAUAAAGUUGAAAAUAAAUUUCAUAUUAAAGGUAUGGAUCAUUCAAGAAUUGUAUUUAUAUAUUUAAGAAAAUUUAAUAAAUUAAUUGAUAGUUCCUAUUGGAAACAUUUUACUAUUAUUGGACAAUUAAUUGGACAAAUUUUAUCAAGUUUAGAAGCAUGUUUUGAAUUAUCACCAGAUGUUUGGGUAGAUACUAUGGGAUUACCUGGUAGUUAUUUUAUUGCUUCUAUUGUUUUAAAAAUACCUAUAAUUGCUUAUGUUCAUUAUCCAAUUUUACAAGAAGAUAUGUUUAAUAAAUUAAAAUAUAAUAAAUUAUCAGAUAUUUGGAAAUUGAAAAAUGUAAUUGAUUUAAAAAAUUAUAUUAAAUUUAUUUAUUGGUCAAUUUUGUAUUAUAUUUAUGUAUAUUUAGGAUCUUAUGUUGAUUUAACUUUAGCUAAUGGAACUUGGACUUUUAAUCAUAUGAAAAAAAUUUGGAUUUAUAAUCAACCAUUAGGUAAGCAUAUUACAACUUUAUAUCCACCAUGUGGUACUGAGAAUUUGGUUAAAGAAGAAACAACUAACAAAGAAAGAGAAAAUAAAUUGUUAUACUUGGCUCAAUUUCGUCCUGAAAAACGUCACAUUUUAAUACUUAAAGAGUAUCAACAAUUCUUAGUAAACAAUUAUCCAGGUAUUGCUAAACCAACUCCAGAAAUUCCAACUUUAGUAUUUGCAGGUUCAUGUAGAACAAAAGAUGAUACAGCAACAUUAGAAUUUUUACAACAAGAAACUCAAUUAUUGAAAUUAACGAACUUUGUUGAAUUCAAAGUUGAUAUAUCAUACAAAGAAGUUAUUGAAUUAUUAUCAGUUUGUAAAUUUGGACUUAAUGCAAUGUGGAAUGAACAUUUUGGAAUUGGAGUAGUUGAAUAUAUUGCAAGAGGUUGUAUUCCAAUAGUUCAUGCAUCAGCUGGUCCUUAUUUGGACAUUGUUAAAAAUGAAGAUGAUGAACCAAAACAAGAUUGGCAUAAUUCAAUAGGGUUUUUUUUCAAAUCUUUUGCUGACCCUGAUUUUAAUCCUUCCGAACAACUAGUUGAACUGAAUGAAAAUAAAUUUUUAUUAUUUGAAUUUAAUGGUGAAAUUUUAGAAUUUCCAACUUUAGAACAAUUAUUAACUAUAAUUUUUAUAAAAGAUAAAGAAUUAAUAAGUCAUGCUAGAUUAAAUAAAAUGAGACAUAUUGGUAAAGAAAUUGUUAUUGAUAAAUUUUCAAAUGAAAUAUUUGAUAAACAAUGGAUUGGAUAUAUAAAAGAAAUUGAUAGUUUGGAGAAAAAAUAUAGAGAUGAAAGAAGAGGUAAAUUAGAAAAAGUCUAUUAG